This is a messenger RNA of Enterobius vermicularis (human pinworm), 1449 nucleotides long. The record is from the annotation of a GenBank genome assembly. NCBI's taxonomy places the organism in Eukaryota, Metazoa, Nematoda, Chromadorea, Rhabditida, Oxyuridae.
AAGUCGUCAACGAAGCGCGAAACUUUAAUGGGUCUUCAGCAAGAACUGGAGAAACUUGCGGCGACAGCUGACAAGGAUCGUAGUGUAAAAAAGGAAUUGGAUGGAUUUCUAAAUUUAUUCACAAGGUUCCUGAAGGUGAAACCGACUGUUGACUGGAAAAAAAUAAACCCUCUUCCAGAACAUGCAAUCAUACAGUACGAAGAGCUCAGAGAGCCGAGCAAGGAAGCUAUAAGUGAACGGUUGAAUAAGUUAGUGGUGGUCAAACUGAAUGGUGGUCUUGGGACUUCAAUGGGAUGUAAAGGCCCUAAAUCGAUCAUAUCUGUCCGGAACGAACUUACAUUUUUGGACCUUACUAUGCAACAAAUUCAGCAUCUAAAUCGAACAUACAAUGUUAAUGUUCCUUUGGUCCUCAUGAAUUCCUUCAACACUGAUGAAGACACUUUGAAACUUCUGCGAAAGUAUGCUAAUGUAAGAGUGGAAGUCCAUACAUUUUGUCAAUCGAAAUACCCCAGAAUUUCGAAGGAGUCCAUGAUGCCCAUUGUUAAAAACGUUACGAACAAUGAUCUUGAAGGGUGGUAUCCGCCAGGUCAUGGAAACUUUUAUGAAGCUUUUUACAACUCUGGCCUGUUGGACAAGUUCAUACAACAAGGGAAAGAGUGGUGUUUUAUCUCCAACAUUGAUAACAUGGGAGCAACAGUUGAUUUGAAAAUUUUGGACUUUGUCUGCAGCGGUGCGAAUGGGCAGGGAUCCGAAUUUGUUAUGGAAGUUACUAACAAGACUCGAGCAGAUGUGAAGGGUGGUACUCUUAUUCAAUAUGAAAAUCGUAUGAUGUUGCUGGAAAUUGCACAAGUCCCAAAAGAUUAUGUAGAAGAGUUUAAAAGCGUCAGCAAGUUCAGUAUAUUCAAUACGAAUAACUUGUGGUCCAAAUUGGAUGCCAUAAAACGAACGAUUGAGAACAAAGAGUUGCAAAUGGAGGUCAUAGUGAAUCCAAAGCACUUGGAAAGGGGUAUAGACAUAAUUCAGCUGGAAACUGCUGUUGGUGCUGCGAUUCAAAGCUUUAAAGGAGCUUGUGGUGUUAACGUGCCAAGGUCACGUUUCUUGCCAGUGAAAAAAACGUCUGACUUGUUGUUGCUGAUGUCAAAUCUGUACGACAUUGAAAGUGGGAGCCUCACAUUAAGUUCUCUUCGCCCCUUCAGGACAACGCCGUUAGUGAAACUAGGGACGUACUUUGACAAGGUUAAAGAUUUUUUGACAAGGUUUGAUGGGAUCCCAGACUUACUGGAAUUAGACCACCUGACAGUUUCUGGUGAUGUUUGGUUCGGGAAAAACGUUUCUUUAAAGGGAACUGUAAUAAUUAUUGCGAACCACGGAGACCGUAUAGAUAUCGCCCCGGGAACCAUAUUGGAGAACAAAAUUGUUUCUGGGAACUUGCGAAUCUUGGAUCACUAA